AUGGAGACGGGGGAGCCCCGGGAGCCCCGGGAGCCCCGAGAGCCCGGGCCGGGAGCAGAGACUGCCGCGGCCAGGAGCUGGGAGGAAGCCAAGACUAUCUACGACAACCUCGCGCCCAAGAAGAAACCCAAAUCGCCCAAACCUCAGAAUGCAGUCACCAUUGCUGUGUCUUCCCGAGCCUUGUUCCGCAUGGAUGAGGAGCAGCGGAUCUACACAGAGCAGGGUGUGGAGGAGUACGUGCGCUACCAGCUGGAACAUGAGAAUGAGCCCUUCAGCCCUGGGCCCGCCUUCCCCUUCGUGAAGGCUCUGGAGGCUGUGAACAGAAGGCUGCGGGAGCUGUAUCCUGAUAGUGAGGACCUUUUCGACAUUGUCCUCGUGACCAACAACCACGCUCAAGUGGGAGUGCGUCUCAUCAACAGUAUUAACCACUAUGACCUGUUCAUUGAAAGGUUCUGCAUGACAGGCGGGAACAGCCCCAUCUGCUAUCUCAAGGCCUAUCACACCAACCUCUACUUGUCAGCUGAUGCAGAAAAAGUGCGGGAAGCCAUUGAUGAAGGGAUUGCAGCUGCCACAAUCUUCAGCCCCAGCAGAGACAUAGCGGUGUCCCAGAGCCAGCUGCGUGUGGCCUUUGAUGGGGACGCCGUACUCUUCUCGGAUGAGUCGGAGCGCAUCGUCAAGGCCCAUGGGCUGGACAGAUUCUUCGAGCAUGAGAAGGCCCAUGAGAACAAACCUUUGGCCCAGGGCCCCCUAAAGGGCUUUCUGGAGGCGCUGGGUAGGCUGCAGAAGAAGUUCUACUCCAAGGGCCUACGGCUGGAGUGCCCGAUCCGCACCUAUUUGGUGACAGCACGCAGUGCAGCCAGCUCAGGUGCCCGAGCUCUCAAGACCCUGCGCAGCUGGGGUCUGGAGACAGAUGAGGCCCUGUUCCUGGCUGGAGCACCCAAGGGCCCCCUCCUUGAGAAGAUCCGCCCACACAUCUUCUUUGAUGACCAGAUGUUCCACGUGGCUGGAGCUCAGGAAAUGGGCACAGUGGCUGCCCACGUGCCUUAUGGUGUGGCACAGACACCCCGGCGGACUGCGGCAGCAAAGCAGGCCCCAUCUGCCCAGUAG
This is a messenger RNA of Orycteropus afer afer, 1107 nucleotides long. RefSeq names its product 5'-nucleotidase, cytosolic IA (gene NT5C1A). Gene Ontology annotation, biological process: adenosine metabolic process; nucleotide metabolic process. The transcript has 6 exons. Gene Ontology annotation, molecular function: 5'-nucleotidase activity; nucleotide binding; magnesium ion binding. Gene Ontology annotation, cellular component: cytosol; cytoplasm. Bases 1 to 1107 code for a protein of 368 amino acids. Lineage: Eukaryota; Metazoa; Chordata; Mammalia; Tubulidentata; Orycteropodidae. The record is from RefSeq and is a predicted model, not a curated record.